AUGAGCACAGAGGUGGGCUCAGCGAGGACAGGGGGCUAUCUGCAUUGGCCUACGGGCAGGUCGAUUAGCAAGGUGCUUCUCCGGGAUGGAACCGUGUUCUUCGUGGCUCUCUUCCUGCUUUACAUCACAGAGCUGUUGUCUUGGUGUGUCAAGAACGUGUUGUUUGUCUCCGACUUCACUCUUCCGCUGAUGUCUAUCCUCGUCUCGCGCUUUCUCAUCAAUCUUCGGCGCGCAGCGAACUCCUCCACAUUCACCGUCGACACCCAGAGCCCAACUUCCAUCUGCGACACCCUCGAAACGACCACCAACAUGUCCAGCGUGGACUUCACCCCACGCAGCGCUGACUCGGGAGCAGACCGGUCGCCUUCUGAUGUAGUUGGAGAGUUCGACGGGACAAAGGGCGACUUCCGGUCUAGUAUCAUGAACGCUGAGGAGCGUGAUAUGGAGCUGGGACUCGGAGGACUCGGAGACAAUAACCUAGAACCGGAUAUUAGUGUCGUCCCCGGGCAGAUCUAG
This is a messenger RNA of Rhodofomes roseus, 516 nucleotides long. RefSeq lists its product as uncharacterized. The record is from RefSeq and is a predicted model, not a curated record. NCBI's taxonomy places the organism in Eukaryota, Fungi, Basidiomycota, Agaricomycetes, Polyporales, Fomitopsidaceae. The transcript has 6 exons. Bases 1 to 516 code for a protein of 171 amino acids.